Molecule: messenger RNA, 3787 nt
Organism: Triticum urartu
Lineage: Eukaryota; Viridiplantae; Streptophyta; Magnoliopsida; Poales; Poaceae
Source: RefSeq, a predicted model, not a curated record
UUUUAUAAAAAUUUGAAUCUGUGAACGUUUUUGAAUACAUGAUUUUUCAAGAUUUAGUUUUUCUGCGCAUUAAUACAUUUUUUGCACUGCCUUGCAUUCUCAUGGGCCAUCCGCCAUGAAACCACCACCCCAGCACCCUCUCCUCCUCGCCAUCCGCCACCACCACCGCCACCGCCACCGCCAGCUCUCCUCGUCCUCUGCUGACGCCGUGGCCGCAGCUGAGGUUCUGGGGACGCUCACCACCGCCCCUUCACCUGACGCGUCGCGCGACCUCGAUUGCCUGCUCCGCCGCCUAGGCGACCGCGGUCUGGCAUCCGCCCUCUCAUCCCUUCCUUCCCCCCUCCUAGCGGCGUCCGCCCUCCGCCUCCUUCACCACCUUGUUUCCAACGAUCCCUCCUCCUCCAGCCACGGCCACGCCCACGCCGACGACCUCCUGUCCCCCCGCGUCUCCGCGCUCCUCCUCCCCUCCCUCGCGGCCGAUCGCUCCACACUCCCCUCCGCUCGCCGCCUAAUCAGGCGCCUCCUACAUCACCACCCCCUCCACACUGCCGCAGCGGCUGUGGCCAACGCCUCCUCCACCCCCUCAUCGGAUUUACUCCUCAGCACCUUCCUCAACUCCUCCGCACGUGGUUCCCUCAGGGGUGCCACGGACGCCUUCCAUGUGCUCUCUUCCCGGGGCGCUUCGCCCUCCGUUAAGAUCUGCAAUAUGCUCCUUGAAGCUCUUGUGCGUGCUGGCCAGCUUGACGCCGCUUGCAAGGUGUUUGCUGAAAUGCGUGGUCGUCAGAACGUCACUCCGAAUGCAUACUCAUAUACCUCUAUGAUCAAGGCCCUUUGCAGGGCUGGAAAGGUGGACGGCGGUCUUAAGAUGCUUGCAGAGUUAGUCCAUGCUGGGCUGCAGCAAUGUGCUGGUGUAGUGCCAUACAAUCUGCUGAUGGAUGGACUUUGCAAGAGUGGAAGAGUAGACGAGGCUUUUCGGCUGAAGGAGAGGAUGGAAGAGAGCAAGGUGACUCCGAGCGUGGUCACCUUUGGCAUUCUGAUCAAUGGUCUUGCAAGAAGUCAGCGCCUUGGGGAGGUUGGUGCAGUGUUGCAGGACAUGGCUGGGUUAGGAAUCACCCCAAAUGAGAUCAUUUACAAUGAGCUUAUUGAUUGCCAUUGUCGGAGGGGGCAUUUCUCAGAAGCAAUCAGGUUGUUUGAUGAAAUGCUCUCAAAGGAGAUGAAGUCAACAGCAGUGACUUACAACUUGAUUGCUAGAGCUCUAUGCAAGGAAGGGGAGAUGGAGCGUGCUGAGCAGAUAUUGGAGGAGAUGUUAUCGGCUGGGAUGGUAGUUCAUUUUGGUUUGUUUAAUUCAGUGGUUGCAGGGCUUCUCCAAAGGACUGGAAGUUUGAAGUCUGUGGUAAGGCUUAUAAGCGAAAUGAUUAUAAGAGGUAUGCGACCAAAUGAUGCUCUCAUGACAGCUUGUGUGAAGCAGCUUUGCAAGGGCGAAAAACACCAAGAAGCAGUUGGAAUUUGGUUGAAGAUGUUGAAGGAAGGUUUAUCUGUCAAUAUUGCAACUUCUAAUGCAUUGAUUCAUGGGCUUUGUGAGGGGAAGGACAUGGAAGGAGCUACUGAGGUUCUAAGGACCAUGGUUAAUAAGGGGCUUGAACUGGAUAGCAUCACUUAUAACAUAAUGAUACUAGGUUGCUGCAAAGGCAAUAAAAUAGAGGAAGCAAUUAAACUCCGUGAUGACAUGCUCAGAAGAGGGUUGAAGCCUAAUAUUUUCACGUUUAAUACAAUACUACAUGCUUAUUGCAUUUUGGAUAAAAUGGAAGAGGCCAUUCACCUGGUGGAUCAGAUGAAAAUUGAGGGACUUCGGCCAGAUAUAGUGUCAUAUGGCACUAUAAUAAAUGGAUAUUGUAAAAUAAAGGAUAUUCAUAAAGUAAAUGAAUAUUUGACUGAACUGAUGACCUGUGGAUUAGAACCAAAUGUAGUAAUCUAUAAUGCACUUAUUGGUGGUUAUGGUAGAGUUGGUAACAUUUCUGGUGCAAUUGAUGUCCUUAACACUAUGAAGUCUGCUGGCAUAAGACCAACUAAUGUAACUUACUGCAGUCUUAUGCACUGGAUGUUCCAUGCUUAUCUUGUUGACGAGGCGAAGACCAUGUUUGAACAAAGCAGAGAAAACAGCAUUGAGGUGGGAGUAAUUGGCUACACAAUUAUGAUACAUGGUUUUUGCAAAAUAGGAAAAAUGGAUGAAGCUAUGAAUUACUUGGAGCAAAUGCGGUCCAGGGGUAUACCUCCAAAUAAGUUUACUUAUACCACUCUGAUGUAUGCCUAUUGUAAAUCUGGUAAUAAUGAAGAAGCCUCCAAGCUUUUUGAUGAGAUGCUGAGCUCAGGAAUUGUUCCUGACAACGUUACUUACAAUACACUAGUUACAGGGUUUUCUCAAGUGGAUCCAUUGGACAAGGCUACAGAACUGCCUGCUGAAAUAUCAAGUGUUUUGACACAGAAUGAUUGUUUGUACAAUGCAUUAGUUAAUAGGAUAACCAGACCUUGGUGCCAGAAAGAAGCUACUUCCAGUGAAUGAUGUUUGAUUAAGGAACCAUAAGGAAGACUGUUUUCUGAACAGACCCAUCCAAGCAUGAAAGGGAACUAGAGAGACCACAGAGGCCCUCGCCUUGCUAUUGGCUAGAUAGCUUUCUCAUCUAGCAGGAACAUCAACCGAGUCCAUUCAUCUCUUAUCUUGGACAGCUAUCCAACAGCAGCAGGUUGCGCUUAAAGUUUAUUUAUGGUAAUGUAUAGUUGCUCAUCAAGCUGCUACCUUGUGGCAUGUGGGGGGUGCCCAACAGAAGCACCAGAUUGCCUUGAAGGUUCAUAAUUGCCUAACUUUGGUUGACAAUGACAACACCUUGAUUGCCUCUCAGUGGAUAGAUGAUGACUGAAAGGAAUUACCUGCUUCAAGUUACAGAAGGGUUCCCCGCCGCUGCUCCUUCUCUCCAACUUCAAUCGCCACACCGAUCCCUGACACGAGGAGCGUGACGCCAUUCGGGGAGAUUUGCACACCUGUCUCCAUUGGAACGCUCAAGGAGGCGCAUCUCGGCCACCGUCAAGGCCACCGCCGCCACCUGCGGGUGUAACGAGGUGGAGGAGGAUCUCCAGUGCUGAGGCGCCGGGUGGAGGAGACGCCGUGGUGUCUACAUUGCGCUCACUGCUGACGGGGGUCCGCGAGGUCGAGCGUUGGGAGGGGUUGAUCAGGAUUAUGUCGAGGGCGAGACGUCGACGCUGGUGUCGGCAACCGUGACCAUGACCAGGGGAGUGAGGCACCAACGACCAUGACAUUGACCGUGCUGGCCCCUUGUCUUUCAUACCUGCCGCGAUCCGGUUCAGGCAGCUGCCAUUCAAACUGAUCCCGUCCAGCAACCUUCAGUUUGCCGUUUUCAUAUGAUACUAUGAUGCAUGAGUUCAUGAAGCAAGCAAAAGAAUCUAUCUCAAAAUUUUGUGUUCCAACCUAUAACAAUUCAACAACUGUUAAGUGCUGACUUUGGCUAUCUAGCAUGCUGACAAGACAAAGAAUAAUCCUCGGUUGCUGACUUUGAGCACUGAAGUAUGUGAAUUUUGUUCUCAUGGAUUUAUGCAAAUAUGAGAAAUUUUCAUUUUCUUACUGAUGUUAUGGUACGGCUAUAUAAAUCGAAAUUUCAGCUCAUUUUCUGCUUGUGCAGUUUGUUUGGAAGUGUACAUGUAUUUGAAAUUAGAGAUCUAAAUGAUAUUAGUAGUGUGUAUGUGAUCCUUUGAAUACCAGUUAUAACAUGUGUCC